CUCUCACAGUCGCAUUUGUUUCAAUUUGUUUUGCUUUCAUCUUUGGCGGGUGUCGUUUGUUUUUAUUAUAAAAAUUAAUUGCGCAUUUAUGGAUUAAUAAGUAAUAAUGAUAUAAAGGUGCUGAGCGUGGUUGCUAUCAUAUAAUUAUUGAGUAAAGAUAAGAAACGCAACGAACGGACGUACUCAAUCUCAGUGAAGAUUAGUUCGUCUGGGCGGCAUUUUUUUUAUCUCGGAAACACGAACAUCUCCAGUGAUGCUGUUGUAUUAGUUUGACGCAAGUUUCGUUACAUUACAGUCGUGAAAAAAUGUGCUACUGACAUUUUUUGUAAACAAAAUCCAUAACUUAUUAGUCUGACUGAAUAGUGUUUUGUUAAAAGAAAUAAUUACAAUAGAAGUGCCAAUGGCGGGAUAUUUGCCGGAAUAUUUUCACACUUUUGUGGACGAGUUAGAUGAGCACCCAUGGCUUUUCGCUUCUCUAGGUUCGAUGUUAGUUGGAUUGAGUGGAAUUUUGCCGCUACUUAUUAUUCCUUUGGACUCCACAGCUUCGUUUGAAAAUGGACCCGGUGCCGACACGCUACAAAUUCUACUCAGCUUCGCUGUCGGUGGUUUAUUGGGCGACGUGUUCCUGCAUUUACUACCAGAAGCCUGGGAGCAUGACUUAGCCAAUGCGAAAGAUGGCCAACACAUAUCACUAAAAAGCGGGCUGUGGUGUCUGUGCGGGAUGUUAGUGUUCAUAGUGGUGGAGAAACUCUUCGCCACGACAGAAGAAGCCGACGAAGAGAAAGAAGAAUACGAUAUAAUGAAGCACAACGGCUCCAUACAGCAGAUAGAGAUCGAGGAGAUAGAGAAACUGCUAGCAAUAGAGCGGAAACACCGCGGGCUGCCGAAGGGCGAGGGCAUCUGCGGCAGCAACGGCACCGUCACGGCAAAGCAGCUCUACGACUCGUGCGUCUUCAACAAUAAUACUAAAGGUGAGGGCCUGUGCUGCAGCGCGCCGGCGGAGGGCGGCGGCGCGGCGCGGUGCGGGGCGCGCGGCACGCGCUGGGUGGGGCGCUGUCUGCUGCGCGAGGCGCGCGAGAAGGCGCACCAGGCCAGCAAGGAGAAGACGGACAAGAAGGAUGUAGCGGGAUACCUGAACUUGAUGGCGAACUCCAUCGACAACUUCACGCACGGGCUCGCUGUGGGCGGGUCGUUCCUGGUCGGCUUCAGGGUGGGAAUGCUCACAACUUUCGCUAUACUCGUGCACGAAAUCCCGCACGAAGUGGGAGAUUUCGCUAUACUACUGAAGAGCGGCUUCUCAAGAUGGGAGGCGGCGAAAGCGCAGUUGGCGACAGCGUCUGCUGGUUUGAUUGGCGCAAUGACAGCUGUUAUCUUCAGUGGUGCUAGGAAUUCUAUUGAGGCGCGCACGUCGUGGAUCGCGCCGUUCACGGCGGGCGGGUUCCUGCACAUCGCGCUGGUGACGGUGCUGCCGGCGCUGGCGCGCGACCCGCGCCGCGCGCACGCGCUCGCGCACGGCGCCGCGCUGCUCGCCGGCCUGCUGCUCAUGCACGCGCUCAACACUUACUGCCAGUAGCACCGCCCACCGACCACCGCCCUCCACCGACGACGAACUAACCCUCUACCAUCUACCGUUUUAAGGUAUUGAUAACAAAUACAUAGUUUUGUAAUCAAAGAUCCGGAUAUAGACUUGUAUCAUGUUUGCCAAUACAUUAAAAACAUAAAAACUAAAUUAACAUAUUUAAAAACUAUUUUCUCUGUGGAACUGUUAUUACUAUUCACUUAGUCAUGUGUAAUCGUGUAUGAAUCAUCACUUAUUCAAUGUGAAAGAAUAUAUUGUAUUUUUAUUUACGAUUAAAUUAGUCAUCCGCUGCGGCAUACUAAGUAUUAUUAUAUUAUUAUCGAAUAUAAAUCGUAGACUGAGAUAUAUAAAAUGAAUUAAAACGUAAGUAUAUAUAGUAGAUAAAAUCUUGGUACAUUGAAAUACUCCCGUUAUUUUACUGCUUUAUAUUAGUAAGGUUCAUGCAAUAAUUUUAUCCAAGUCAUGCAUUAAAGUGAUUUAAAUCAAUAAAUCGUAUGUUCCUUACAUUAUCCCUAAAGACAGUUUUCAUUAUAAUUCACAGAUAUCCACACUAUAUCUGGCUAUGAACAAGUGUUAUAUAAAUAUAUACCGACCGUCUAUCAACUUGCUUCUGUUGAUCCACCGAUCUUAUAACACCCUGUAUAUGACUACUGCAUGUGUCCAUGAAAUAUUUUCUUAUAAUCAGUAUGUAUAUAUGAUUUAAUGUAAAGUCAAGAUUCCACUUGAGUUCGUUCGAUAUGGGUAUAAAUGCUGUAGACAUGAUUUGUAAUAAUAAAUGGCCAAAAAGCGUUUGGUACGCGGUUUUAUCAUCUUAUUAUGCUCAACCAGGCCAUGUUGUAAUUUAUUAGUCCUGUCCACAGUAUAAAGCGAAAACAAGUUAGUCUAAGGUGUAGUUAUAGUAAAAACUGUACAAACCACUCCACUGUUAUAAAUGUGAUAGUUAUUGUAGAUAUAUUUUCUUUCAAGACUAUUUCUAAGAAUAAUGUAUUAAGUUACUUCUGUUUAGAAUGAACCAUAUUAUAUUUUUCGAUAAAACUGCUAUCGAAACUACCCCGUGCAUAUCUUAUUGUGCACUUUUAAACUUAUAUUUUCUGAAUACUUUUUCUGAUUCGACUUUCGGUCACUUAAUAAACAUCAUUACAUGUUAUUUUUACAAGUUAUGUAAAUCUGUAAAUUUUAUAACAUAGUUUACGUACAUAAUAACUUGUUAUUUUUGUUUUUGUUAUAUCUUUUUUGCGUACUCUAAAUAAUAAGGUUUUAUUCGUUAUUAACUAGUUUAAUUAAAGAGAAGUGACUAAAAGCGAAUAAAAUUCCUAGUGAAUACGUAUCUUAAGUCAUAUAGCCGUUGAGUAAAAAUGUGAUAAAUAAAUGCCAUUUAUGAGUAUUUACGUCGUUCACAACGACAAUAUGUAAAUAAGUAGUUACUGAGAAUGAUUAAAAAAUAAAUAAUCAA
Manduca sexta (tobacco hornworm) is the source of this 3032-nucleotide messenger RNA. It is a transcript of the gene Zip99C, whose product is annotated as zinc transporter ZIP13 homolog. Gene Ontology annotation, cellular component: membrane. NCBI's taxonomy places the organism in Eukaryota, Metazoa, Arthropoda, Insecta, Lepidoptera, Sphingidae. Bases 401 to 1573 code for a protein of 390 amino acids. The transcript has 8 exons. The record is from RefSeq and is a predicted model, not a curated record. Gene Ontology annotation, biological process: intracellular zinc ion homeostasis; zinc ion transmembrane transport. Gene Ontology annotation, molecular function: zinc ion transmembrane transporter activity.